GCCAACUCUGACGUCUUUUUGGCCUUUUCUCUGUUCUCGCCGGGGGCGGCUUCUGUACUUUUGGCAAAGAGUUUGACAUCUUUCAAACGUGAGAUAUAGUAUAGUUGCAGUGGUUUGCUGCGACUAUUAUGGCCGGAACCACCACAAAAACUGUACAUGAUAUUUUUCAAAGCAUGGAGUACGGACCAUCUGCAACAUCCAACACUGCCACUGCACAGGCCUGGCUGGAUAAUCAUUCCCGCUCCCUAGGUCUGUUUAUUGAUGGCAAGUUCGUCAAUCCGCUAGACAGACAGACACGCUCCUUGAUGGAUUCGAAAGGUGGUGUAGUGUGCAGCACAUUGUGUGCUCUGCAAGAUGAUAUUACACAAUGUGCAUCCUCUGCCACUAAGGGCUUUGAGACUUGGAGUAGUCUCUCCUGCUACCAGAGAUCCAAAGUGCUGCUCAGGUUGGCGAGCGCUCUGGGACAGCACGGCAGGUGUGUGAGCGAGCUGUGUGACCUCUGUCAGGUGUCCUGCUCCUCCUCUACCCUUGUCAGAAUGUUGCAGUACUACAGCGGCUGGGCUCAGCUCAGAGACACUCUCAUCGCAAACUGGUCACCACUGGGUGUGGUUUUAGUAGUUGUCUCCGAUGACUGCACAUUCUACUCUCUGAUGCUCAAAAUUUUACCAGCACUAGCCAUGGGCAACUCUGUCAUCGUUGUCCCUGGUCAAAGCACUGCCCCUCCAGCACUUUUAUUGGCUCAGCUUUUUAUGAGCUCAGGGCUUCCUGCUGGUGCUCUCAAUGUGUUAACUGGAAAUGAUGUGUCACUGGCUGCUGAUGUUGCCAAAAACUCAAGAAUCAGCUAUGUCACCUACAGUGGCAACAAGCAGGAUGGCAUCAACCUGUGUAAAGCAACAGCAGGAAUGGGUGUUCCAGUAUCUGUAACCCCAAACAUUGGCGCCACAUGUCCUAUCAUCAUAUUUGAGUCUGCUGACAUCAAUAGUGCCAUUGAUGAUGUGAUAGAGAUUGCCUUCAAGAAGAAUAAAGAAGUGCAUUGGGUGUUGUGUGUGCAGGAGAGCGUGCAGGACAGCGUGGUUGACCGUCUAAGGAUGCGAAUGGCAGGCUUGAAGUGUGUGGCACUUCCCAGUGAUGGGGCUAGGGUGCUUGUGGAUAGCGCAGUGCAAGAUGCUCAAAACAAGGGGGCAACGUUGGUGCAGUCUUGUGCUGUGCCCUCUGGUACACAGUAUCCUCCUACUGUCCUAUGUGGAGCCGCUCCUUCUUCGCCAUGUGUGGUCACGCCCUCUCCUGGGCCACUCCUUCCUCUAAUGACUUUCAGAAGUAAUACAGAAGCAGUGACUUUGGGGAAUCAUAGUCCACAUGGCCAAGCAGCAUGCAUCUGGACUGAAGACCUCACUCUGGCAUUAGAGACAUCUAAGAGUCUGUCUGUUGGCUCAGUGUGGGUGAACUCGCACCCAUUGUCUGAACCUUGUCUGCCUGUUUCUGGUCACAAAGACAGCGGCACAUGUACUGAUGGCGGCCAGGAGGGGCUGUAUCAGUUUAUGAGGCCGUCCUCUUCCCCUGUUGUUCCUCGCACUUCCCCAGUUGCUCUGCAUUAUGCAAAUUUUGGAACUGACGCACCUCAAGUUAUCAUUCCGGAUGAGACCGCCGGUCCUCUGAAGUCCUACUCGCAUUAUAUUGGUGGCAAGGCCUGCAAAUCGGAGUCUGGUUCUAGUAUGGCAGUGCAUCCACAAGGAGGCAGCAGCGUGUUAGGCUACUUUCCCAGCGGAGGCCAGAAGGAUGUCAGGAAUGCUGUGGAGGCAGCUAUCAAAGUUCAGCCAGGCUGGAUGAAAAAGAGUCCCAUGGCGCGCGCCCAGUCCAUUCAGUCCUUGGCCAAAGGUCUUGAAGGAAAAAGGCAGGAUUUAGCAACUUCGAUCAGUACACAAACUGGCCUACCUAAAGAGGAGGCUGAUAUGGAGGUGGAGCUCAGCAUCACAAGGCUCAGUGAUUGGGCAGCAUACUGUGACAAGAUUCAUGGCGGAAUUCUGCCUUUACCACAGUCUGGCUCAGGAUUUUCCAUCCCUGAAGCACUGGGAGUGGUGGGGGUGGUCCUUCCCGACAAGCAGCCCCUCCUCGCCAUGGUAACACUUCUUGGAGCAGCCCUCGCCUCUGGCAAUGCCAUCAUUAUGGUACCCAGUCAGGAGUAUCCACUGCCAGCUUUGACAUUUAUUCAGGUGCUCAUUUCCUCAGAUCUGCCACCAGGCUUGGUAAACAUCAUUACAGGAAGAAGGGACCAGUUGACAAAGGCUUUGGCCAACCACAGUGUCAUCAAAGCCAUCUGGUACUGGGGGAACAAUGAGGGUUGCCAAUACCUCCAAUACACCUGUACCAGCCCGCUGAAAACACUGCGUCUCCUCUGCCAAACAGACAAGGAUGGGAAUCAUAGCGGCCAAGACUGGUCUUACAACUCCGUACUGGAAGAGUUGUGGAGAAAUUCCGUUCAGUGGAAGAGUGUGUGGAUUCCUACAGCAUAAAAAGACAAGAAGAGUAUCAGAUGACGAAAAAAAGACACUUUGGCUGCAGGGUUCACUAUGCUAAGCGGGUUUCGAAUUCACAAAACAUUUGAAAGUGAACUGGUUUCUGGGAAAAAUAUUGUUUAACACAUACUGUAUUUGAUGUAAAUUACUACAACUAAAGUGAGUGUGCCAUUUGCGACAAUAGACAUCUAAUCCAUUUAAAUGUAAACUCCCAGUUCAAAUGGAUUGGAUGUCUACGAGUGUCGAACUAACUGAAAUUUACAGCAGAAGGAUGAAAAGAGCCACAUGAUUGUAGGUCUAACAUCAUCAAUUGCACUGAAAGUGCAUAGGCAGAGUUUGACUUUUGGGGCAGGGGGGGGCACAACAUGUUGAUGACCAUAACCCCGAAAUGCGGUGUCAGCAAUAAAAUUAACUCAUAAGAAUAUUUAUAAUAAGUUGACAAUGAGCAAUUUUUGUUUCCCAUCAUUCUUGAGGGGAAUUUUAAAUUAGGCUGCUUAGGCAGUACUUUUCGCCAAGAUUGUCAUCCAUUGAAUAUGGUACGCCUGCCGGUGUCGUGACAAUAGAGUUACCCCAGUGAAAAAUUGUAUCCCCUGGGCGGAGCCAUAUGAAGGUAGAUUUGUGUCUUUAAUUAUUCAAUCAAAAAAAAGUUGCUUCAAUAGAAAAAUAAGUUGCUUCAAUCAAAAUAUACAGUAUAUUUUCAACCCAAAAGAAAGCCGCUUCAAUCAAAAAAAAAUGUGUUUGAAUGCAAAAAUAAAUUUGAAACUCAAAAAACUAAAAAAAAAAAAAAUGCAUGUGAAAGGUAUUUUUCUUUCUUUU
Corythoichthys intestinalis (scribbled pipefish) is the source of this 3329-nucleotide messenger RNA. RefSeq names its product aldehyde dehydrogenase 16 family, member A1 (gene aldh16a1). Bases 129 to 2510 code for a protein of 793 amino acids. The record is from RefSeq and is a predicted model, not a curated record. Lineage: Eukaryota; Metazoa; Chordata; Actinopteri; Syngnathiformes; Syngnathidae. The transcript is spliced from 17 exons. Gene Ontology annotation, molecular function: oxidoreductase activity, acting on the aldehyde or oxo group of donors, NAD or NADP as acceptor.